UUUCAUCACUUAGAAACCAUCUCAAAAUACUUUCUGGUGGUGCAGAAGAUGAUCAGAAAAAUGUUGAAUCAGAACUAGUGACCCUACAUUACUCUGAAUUCACAGGACACAAAGUUCAAUACAACCUAAAGAAAGAGAAGGUUGGAGAUGAAAUCAUUUACACUGUACCCGACAAUGGCAACUGGGAGUUUGAAUAUAGCGCAGACAAUGGAGAAACGAAUUCAGACCUUCACAAUAAAGAAGAUGAGCCCUCAGAAGACUUGAAAUCGAAUGAAACUGUAAUUAAACAAGAGAUCAAAAAAUUUUAUUACCUUAAAAUGUUUCCACACAAUCCUGGCCUAGUGGAAAUUAACCAAGACGGCGUGACCGAAACAGAUGGUGCUGAAGAACGCGAUCUUAAUAUAGCGGCUGAGUACCAUCAAAUACAAUACGAUUUCACGAAAGGAAAAGACACCAAAAAAUACACCUCAACUCUGACCACAACUGAUGGUCCUGAAGUAAAUGACUUUAAGAGAGUUGUUCCAAUUAAUGAAACAGAGAGCGACUUCAAGAAUGAAAACUAUGAUAUGAAAUACACAUCAACUCUGACCACAACAGACCAAUACGCCGAUGGUCAUCACAAAUAUUGGUUAGAGGAUGAGGAAUAUUUAAAGGACAAAACAGACGAUGCUGCGAUGGUCGAGCAUUUUGCCUCUGGUGGUAGUUAUAUUCGCGAUGUAGAUUUUAUCCAUGCUGAUGUUGAUGAGUUAGAUAAUUCUGAUUUGAUAGAAUACCAAAAUUUCAGUGCGUGUCUAGAAAGAUCGGACGCCCCUGUCGCUGAGGUGGGCAAAGGCAACGCUACGGAUUACACUCGCAUAACGGGAACACAGAAUGAAGAAGUCAUCGAAACGUUAGACCCUGAAACAAUGGAGAUUCAUUUUACCGACAGACACGGUGCGAAACAAAUCUACGAAUUAAAAAAACACAGUGAAGGCGACGAAUAUGUGUAUACUCCUGCAGAUAACGGGAUGGAAUAUGCGGAUGAUGACAACGCUGGUCAGCUGAAUCAUUUUGACCGUGAUCUUAGUUUAGAUGUUCAGGGUGAACAGGAAACGCAUAAUAUUGAAACAGUCAGCGAUGUAGACAACCAAAUAGUAGG
Lymnaea stagnalis (great pond snail) is the source of this 1138-nucleotide messenger RNA. The record is from the annotation of a GenBank genome assembly. Lineage: Eukaryota; Metazoa; Mollusca; Gastropoda; Lymnaeidae.